AUGGUCAGCAACAAAAAAAAUACAAAUAAAGCUGACUAUAACGCGUUACUGCCUUCCACGACCAUUGAACCGAGAGUCCCAAGAUUUAUGGAUGCUUGGGUACACGGUUCUUCUCCGUUGGACAUAAAUUUGGAUAAUGUAACGUCAAUUAUUCUUCCACCACUUAUUUGGUUGGAAUCAGAGACAAUACCUUUAAAAAUGUCUGUUAGAAAUAUAGGAAUGACAUUUAAUGUCGAUGCUGAAUAUUCCGGACCAAGACCUUCGUUGAAUGGUUCUAUAUUGCAGUGCCCAUACGAAUUUUCAAGUUUUCAUUUUCAUUGGGGCACUAAACUUAAAAAUGGCAGUGAACAUCGUACUAUGGGAAAAUGUUCCCCCAUGGAAAUACACUUAGUAUUUUAUAAUAUAAGCUACUCAGAUACGUGCGAAGCCUUCAACGCCGAAGAUGGCAAACUAAUAUUGGCGUACAUGUGUAAAGUAUGA
This is a messenger RNA of Myzus persicae (green peach aphid), 480 nucleotides long. Its product is annotated as carbonic anhydrase 7-like. The record is from RefSeq and is a predicted model, not a curated record. Bases 1 to 480 code for a protein of 159 amino acids. The transcript is spliced from 4 exons. Lineage: Eukaryota; Metazoa; Arthropoda; Insecta; Hemiptera; Aphididae.